AUGUUCUUACCUUUCUUUUUUUUUAUUAUUUUCCUAUUCACUUUCUUUCUCUUUUUCUAUUUCCAUUUUUCUUACACCCUAAUGCUCUGCCCUUUAUUGUUUUUUUUCUUCGUUUUCUACGGCCCUUCUUUUGCUUUUACCUACUUUUUUCAAUUUAAAACAUUUUCUUCUUCUUCUUCUUCUAUAAUUCAUAAAAAAUGUUUUCUCUUUCUUUGGCGUUUCAUUAUUAUUAUUAUUAUUAUUAUUAUUAUUAUUAUUAUACGUUUCUUCAUUUAUUUACCUUCUAUAAUCUUCUUUUUCUUCUUCCGUUUUUCUUUCUACGAAAUUUAUCCUUCAUCUUCCUCUUCUUUUUUUUUUCUUCUUCUCAUUUUGAUCAACCACCCCUUCUCUUCCUGCUCCUUAUUAUCAUCAUCAUAUUAUUAUUUUCUAUUACUACUACUAAUAUUUUUCAUAAUCUACUCACGUUCCAGUAUCUUUUCUUCGUUCGUUUUUCUUCUUCAUCGAGCCUUCUUCUUCUUGUCUUUAACCAUCUUAUUUUUAUUCUUCUUUUAUUCACCUCCCACCCUCUUCUUUUACACUCUAUUCUCCUCGCGAGCUAGCUUCUCUUCUUUCUUCUUUUUUCUUUUUCUUACAUUGCGCCGUCUCAUUCUUCUUGUUGUCCAUCAUUAUCAUAUUAACUUCUUCUUCUUCUUCUUCUUCUUCUCUUCUUCUUCUUCUUCUUCUUCUUCUAUUUCAGAAAAUAUAGAGUAUCUUUUAUUCUUCUUCCUAUUCAGCUCCUCGUCAACGAUUUUUUUCACAUAUUUUUCUUACCUCAGAUAUUUUUCCUUUAUUUUAACAUAUUUCCUUUCCUUUUUUUCUUCCCCUCUCCCGUUUCUCUCUCUCUCUUUUUCUUUCACUUUUGCCUAG
Acanthosepion pharaonis is the source of this 906-nucleotide messenger RNA. The record is from the annotation of a GenBank genome assembly. NCBI's taxonomy places the organism in Eukaryota, Metazoa, Mollusca, Cephalopoda, Sepiida, Sepiidae.